UAACAGACAAUCCCUUUCUGGCCCGCUAUCAUGUUUCCGGUGUCCCUGAAACAACCAGCUUGAUAGAUUCACAUUAGACCGAGCCUUUACAUACCCGGUGCUCUGCAAAUCUCGUCGGCGUGCUACUUCGGUUUAUAAAUGAAAGCUCUCCUAUGUCUAUUCUAAAAUUCAUUCAACUUCAAGUUCAUUCUAUACAACCCCCUCUAUCCUGGGGUCCGCCACAUAUCCGACAUGGCACCAACGCUCACCAACGCAAGCCAGGUGGAUUUAAGAGAGUACCUCCUGCAGAGGCUUGCCCAGCUCGGUCUAAGUUCAAUCCACGGGGUUCCUGGCGACUGUAAUCUCACUGUCCUUGACUACCUCAAACCAACUGGCCUCCACUGGGUUGGAAAUGCCAACGAACUGUGCGCCGGCUAUGCUGCAGAUGGAUACGUUCGAAUCAAAGCUCCUAGGUCUGCAUCAAUCGACCAGUACUCGCUGUGGCUGCGCAUGUCGAACUUCCUUCAACCAGGCGACAUCGUGAUGACAGAGACCGGCACUGCGUCUUACGGUGGUCAGGGCCUUGCUCUCCCGAAUGGGACGACCCUGAUCAACUCUUCCAUCUGGCCCUCCAUCGGCUAUAUGCUCCCAGCUUGUCAGGGCGCAGAAUUAGUGGAGAGAGACAUGGCCAACGCAGGAACACGCGCCCUAGGCCGCACGAUAUUGUUCGAAGGCGACGGCAGUCUCCAGAUGACUGCGCAGGCAAUCAGCGAUAUCAUUCGCAACAAGCUCGAUGUGAUUAUCUUUUCCUCAACAACAACGGAUACACGAUCGAGCGGAUACUGCAUGACUUUUACAGCUAUAAUAUGGGGACGUGUGAAAUCGAAGCCGAGACGACUACCUUCGCAGGCUUUUACGGCUGCGUUUCACGCGUAA
Aspergillus versicolor CBS 583.65 is the source of this 915-nucleotide messenger RNA. RefSeq lists its product as uncharacterized. Gene Ontology annotation, molecular function: thiamine pyrophosphate binding; carboxy-lyase activity. The transcript is spliced from 2 exons. Bases 232 to 915 code for a protein of 227 amino acids. NCBI's taxonomy places the organism in Eukaryota, Fungi, Ascomycota, Eurotiomycetes, Eurotiales, Aspergillaceae. The record is from RefSeq and is a predicted model, not a curated record.